AAAUUAAUAAUGCAUGAGACUUUUGGCAACAUAAGACGCAGAGAGAGAGGACUCCAUAGCCAUUUCUUGUUCUCCUACUUUUUUCUUUGAAGUUGAAAAUCCAAAACAUGAGCAACGAAGAACUAUGUUAUGACUUUUCUCCAAUGAUCAAGGCAUACAAAGACGGUCGAAUCGAGAGACUCCUAGGCACAGCCACAGUUCCUCCAUCAACACAACCCGAAACCGGAGUCCAAUCCAAAGACGUUGUCAUCUCCCAACAACCAGCAAUAUCUGUAAGGCUCUACAUCCCCAAAUCCGCUGCCACCAAACUCCCUCUUCUCGUUUACUUUCACGGCGGUGGCUUCUGCAUCGAAAGCGCUUCCUCCCCCACGUAUCACGACUACCUCAACUCCUUAGUCUCUGAAGCCAAUGUUGUUGCCGUCUCUGUUGAGUACAGGCUUGCCCCGGAGCACCCUGUCCCGGCUGCCUACGACGAUUCAUGGGCUGCUCUCAAAUGGGUGGCUUCCCAUUUUGAUGGAACGCGAAAAGGCGGUGAAAAAGAAGACGAAGAUUGGAUAACUAGCUAUGCGGAUUCGCAGCGCGUGUUCUUCGCUGGGGACAGCGCCGGAGCUAAUAUAGCGCACCGUAUGGGAUUGAAAGUAGGAUCGGACGGGCUGGUUGGUGUUAAGCUGAUUGGGGUUGUGUUGGUCCAUCCAUAUUUCUGGGGGUCAGAGUCAAUUGGGGUAGAGCUCAAUGCCCCUGCAGCGAUGAGAGAGUUUAUGGCAGCCAUGUGGCGUUUUGUCAACCCGUUGAGUAGUGGAUCCGAUGACCCGCUCAUGAACCCCGAAAAGGAUCCAAAACUGGGGAAAUUGGGGUGUGGGAAAGUGGUAGUUUUCGUGGCGGAAAAAGAUGUGUUGAAAGAUAGGGGAUGGUAUUACGGGGAGGUGCUGAGAAAGAGUGGAUGGAAUGGGGUUGUGGAGGUGAUGGAAGCAAAAGGGGAGGAGCAUUGUUUCCAUUUAGACGAUCUAACUUGUGAGAAUGCUGUGGCCAUGCAGAAGAAGAUAGUCUCUUUCUUGAACCAGGUUUAGGAUUUUCGAAUUGUUGUAAUUUUGUCUAUCUUUUUUUUCUUCCUCUGGUUUUGUGUUUUCUUUUUUCAUAAAAAUAUUGAACUUUCUGUUCCAAUGUUUACUUCGAACUUGUGGAAUAUCGGUUUAAAGCAUUACGAUUAAGAAAAUUUGUCACACAUAUAAUCCGCAUUCCAUGAAUAAUACAGAUGAGUAAUUAGGGUUUUGAAGAUGUAUUACAUGAGAAAUUAGAUGGAUUUGCUUGUAGCA
Malus domestica (apple) is the source of this 1313-nucleotide messenger RNA. Its product is annotated as probable carboxylesterase 12. NCBI's taxonomy places the organism in Eukaryota, Viridiplantae, Streptophyta, Magnoliopsida, Rosales, Rosaceae. The record is from RefSeq and is a predicted model, not a curated record. Gene Ontology annotation, molecular function: hydrolase activity.